CUAUAAGCAUUUUCUUUUUACAAGCCACUAUAGGGCAAGUACGGAGCAGUGGAUACGUGACAGACACCCAGAGCUGUUUAUCCAUGCUGCUUCGGGUGAAGAUCGUUAGCGUCCACUCGGCGGUGCUUCUCGGCCACGAUCAUGGCGCAUGCGCGGCAGCGCCUCGGGUUCUCGGCGGAGACCGGCGGCGGGGACGGAGACCCAGUGGCACUGCCAGGCGCCAGAGGGGCGUUACGGUAGCGAUGGCGCUGAAGGAGGAGCCGGAGAGUAGCCGCAGCGGCUUCGCCGGCGGAGGUCCGAGCUGGGACCCCGGGCUGGAGAUCCAAGUCCCCUUCGAGCAAAGACCAGUGAAUGAGUACUCUGCUCUCAAGGAUAGCAUCUUGUACUCCUGGGCGGAGCUGAGCCCAGGGUCGUUCUUCCUGCGGCUGGGCAGCCUGUGGCUGGUGACGUUCACUGUACUCGCGGCCCCAAUUGCAGCCGCAAGCUUCAAUCCUGGAAAGGAUCCACUCAAGUUUGUGCUGGCAGCUGGGAUUGGAACUCUGCUCCUGGUGUCAUUGGUGGUUCUCAGGAUCUAUCUGGGCUGGAGUUAUGUUGGUGAUAGGCUGUUGUCAGCAGUUGUACCCUAUGAAGAAACCGGAUGGUACGACGGCCAGAUGUGGGUAAAGCCACCAGAGGUAUUGGCUCGUGACAGGCUCUUGGGAUCUUACAAGGUAAAGCCGGUGAUUAACAUGCUGAAGCAGACGCUGGUGAGCACCGGCGCGCUGCUCGUCGGGGCCGUGUCGCUCUUCGCGUUCGCCGCGCCCGUCGAGGACUUCCUCCACUCCUUGAACCAACCGACCUCCGCUGCGUCCAAACCGAGCUUGAGGAGGGAGGAGCUGCUGCGGUUACCUGUGGAGGUGAUUCAAGACGACGACCUCGCCGCGGCCGCAGCGGAGGCUGCCGACGGACGGCCGGUCUACUGCAGGGACCGUUACUACCGGGCACUCGCCGGCGGCCAGUACUGCAAGUGGGACGACCUGCUGAACUGAUAACCAGUACAAUACUGUUCUGAUAUAUGCGCCGUUUGCCACGUUGGUAUGCGAAAAGACAAAAUGUAUUUAUCAGAAUGCAAAUUUUGUGACGAUCUUGCUGGAUGUGUAAUAGAUAGCUCGAUCCCCACUGUC
Messenger RNA from Phragmites australis (common reed), 1163 nucleotides. Its product is annotated as protein CONSERVED IN THE GREEN LINEAGE AND DIATOMS 27, chloroplastic. Bases 84 to 1028 code for a protein of 314 amino acids. The record is from RefSeq and is a predicted model, not a curated record. The transcript is spliced from 7 exons. NCBI's taxonomy places the organism in Eukaryota, Viridiplantae, Streptophyta, Magnoliopsida, Poales, Poaceae.